This is a messenger RNA of Endocarpon pusillum Z07020, 2724 nucleotides long. RefSeq lists its product as uncharacterized. Gene Ontology annotation, molecular function: ATP binding; single-stranded DNA binding; ATP hydrolysis activity. Gene Ontology annotation, biological process: mitotic DNA replication initiation; double-strand break repair via break-induced replication; DNA replication. Lineage: Eukaryota; Fungi; Ascomycota; Eurotiomycetes; Verrucariales; Verrucariaceae. The record is from RefSeq and is a predicted model, not a curated record. Gene Ontology annotation, cellular component: nucleus; MCM complex. The coding region runs from base 1 to 2724 and encodes 907 amino acids. The transcript has 3 exons.
AUGGAUGGCAUACAGCUUCGCGAUGAAGCGGUUCGAGAUAGAGUUCGAGCCGCUACGGAGUUUCUCGAUCCCACAGAUGCUCGUGCCCGCAGCUAUCGAGCAGAUAUUGUUUUGAUGCUCAAUAGGGGCCUGCGCAGACUCGUCGUUAGCAUUGACGAUGUUCGCGCCCACAAUAGGGAGCUUGCAGAUGGCCUACUCUUCUCUCCUUUCGACCACGUGCAAGCAUUUGACCAGGCACUGAAAGAUGUCGUCAAGACCCUGCCCAAUCGCCCACCAAAGGAGACAUCAGAUGAGGCUGUCUACUAUUGCGCCUACUCCGGCAGCUUUGGCGAGAAUGCCUGCAAUCCACGCACUCUCGGAUCAAGCCUGCUCAAUCGCUUAGUCUCGUUGGAGGGAAUUGUCACCAAAUGUUCUUUAGUCCGACCGAAGGUGGUCAAAAGCGUGCACUGGAACGAAAAGAAACAGACGUUUCACUUCCGGGAAUAUCGAGACAACACCAUGACAGCUAAUGGCGCAGCUAGUACAAGUGUUUAUCCGCAGCAAGAUGAAGUGGGGAAUCCGCUUGUUACUGAAUAUGGAUACUGCACCUACCGGGAUCAUCAGACCAUUUCCAUCCAAGAAAUGCCGGAAAGAGCGCCCGCAGGUCAGCUUCCUAGAGGCGUAGACGUCCUCAUGGACGAUGACAUGGUUGAUCGUGUCAAACCUGGCGAUCGCAUACAGCUUGUUGGCAUAUUCCGCUCGCUAGGAAAUGCAGGGUCUGGCUCCUCGACGUUCCGGACUCUAAUACUCGCAAACAACGUUGUGCUACUCUCAUCCAAGUCUGGUGGCGGUAUAGCUCAGAGUACAAUCACGGACACCGAUGUCCGAAACAUCAACAAGCUUUCGAAGAAAAAAGAUAUUUUCAAACUGCUAUCUCAAUCGCUGGCACCGAGCAUCUAUGGACACGAUCACAUCAAACAAGCAAUCCUGCUUAUGCUUCUUGGUGGCAUGGAGAAGAAUCUCGACAAUGGCACCCAUCUGAGAGGGGACAUCAAUAUUCUAAUGGUUGGUGAUCCCUCAACCGCAAAAUCGCAGCUUUUACGGUUCGUUCUCAAUACUGCGCCUCUGGCGAUCGCAACGACUGGGCGUGGCUCAUCGGGUGUGGGUCUUACUGCAGCCGUAACUACUGAUAAGGAGACUGGCGAACGACGUCUGGAAGCAGGUGCAAUGGUUUUGGGCGAUAGAGGUGUCGUGUGUAUUGACGAGUUCGAUAAGAUGAGCGAUGUCGAUCGUGUAGCUAUUCACGAGGUCAUGGAACAGCAAACGGUCACCAUUGCGAAAGCCGGUAUCCAUACAUCUCUGAAUGCGCGAUGUAGUGUUGUGGCAGCCGCCAACCCUAUCUAUGGCCAAUACGACACCCAUAAAGACCCUCACAAAAACAUCGCGCUUCCAGACUCACUUCUCUCUCGUUUCGAUCUUCUCUUCGUCGUCACAGACGAUGUAGAAGAUGAGCGCGAUCGCCAUAUCUCCGAGCACGUGCUCCGAAUGCACAGAUACCGCCAACCAGGGACCGAAGAAGGCGCGCCUGUCCGUGAGCAAGCGUCUCAGAUGCUAGGUGUUGGGCUGGAAGAAGAUCAAGAUCUCCGUGGCCGCCCGACAGAAGUCUAUGAAAAAUUCAACGUCAUGCUUCAUGCUGGCUUGGCUCAUUCCAGACGAGGACGAAACGCGAAGCCCGAAGUCAUUAGCAUUCCUUUCAUAAAAAAGUACAUCCAGUACGCCAAGUCACGGAUAAAGCCUGUCCUUACGAAAGAGGCCGCCGAUUUGAUCGUCAAAGCUUACGCUGACCUGAGAAACGACGAUCUGGAAGGCAACAAGCGCCGCACUAGUCCCAUGACGGCGCGGACACUCGAGACGCUGAUUCGUCUCUCAACCGCUCACGCCAAAGCGAGACUGUCGAGCCGAGUUCAGGCAGAGGAUGCAGAGGCAGCUGAAGUCAUCCUCAAAUAUGCUCUCUUCAAAGAAGUCAUAGCUCCGGAAGACCGACGCAAAAAAAGACGAAAGGUAGAUAGUAGUGCACCGAAUGGCAGCUCGAGUAGCGAUGAAGGGGAAGGCAGUGGCGACAGCGAUGAUGACGAUGAUUCCGACAGCGGAUAUCGCGGGCCAUCUGGAAGGUCAGGAACAGUCUCCCGACCCAAAAGUCAGCGAUCUGCAAACAGAAACAACAGGAACAGCAAUUCAGCAAACGCUCUCAAUGGCAAUGUGAAUGGCAACGCGAACGGCGACGUCGAAGGCUAUGAGUCCGACGACCUCUAUGGGUCCUCUCCCAAGCGGCAACAAGCACGUCACGACCAUACCACUCAGACCACGAGUCAGUUGUCUCGCAUGUCAAUCGCAUCGUCUCUGCCCGCCUCGCAGCUACCGAGCACGCAGACUGAUUCUCAAGGACGGGAUUCCCAGAACCAGUCAGCGCUUACAGCAGCGGAAGGGGACGAUGAUGAGGAGGAGGAGGAGGUCGACGACGACGAAGCACAACAUCCGCCAAUAUCGCCUUCUCGACUGGCGGCAUUCCGUUCCACGCUUGGUCGCUUGAUGAACACGAGACUUUUUGCCAACGAUUCGGCGAACGUGGAUCCGUUGAUUGAAGCGGUGAAUAACAGCAUUACUGGAAGAAGUCAAGAGGUGUUUGGACGAGAGGAAGCGAUCAAGGCCUUGAGGGUUAUGAAUGAGGAGAACCAAAUCAUGUAA